Molecule: messenger RNA, 333 nt
Organism: Naumovozyma dairenensis CBS 421
Lineage: Eukaryota; Fungi; Ascomycota; Saccharomycetes; Saccharomycetales; Saccharomycetaceae
Gene: CCW12
Product: Ccw12p
Exons: 1
Coding region: 1-333 (110 amino acids)
Source: RefSeq, a predicted model, not a curated record
AUGUCACCACUGCCACCACCCACAAGGACAUCUACCACCUACGUUACCAUCACUGACUGUGAAGAACAUGUCUGUAAGGAAACUGUCUCCCCAGCUUUAGUCUCUACUGCUACUGUCACUGUCAACAACCAAGUCACUGAAUACACUACUUACUGUCCAAUUUCUACUGAACACCACAACUCCACCACCAAGGCUUCCCCAACCUCUACCAAGGCUCAAACCAAGAAUGCUACCUCUUCUCACACCAUCCACUCUUCUUACACUGGUGCUGCCGUUAAGGCUUUACCAGCUGCUGGUGCUUUGAUGGCCGGUGUCGCUGCUUUGUUAUUAUAA